Molecule: messenger RNA, 1144 nt
Organism: Pollicipes pollicipes
Lineage: Eukaryota; Metazoa; Arthropoda; Thecostraca; Pollicipedomorpha; Pollicipedidae
Product: gastrula zinc finger protein xLCGF3.1
Exons: 2
Coding region: 1-1059 (352 amino acids)
Source: RefSeq, a predicted model, not a curated record
AUGUCUGUUCGCCCGGCCCCCGCGCUCAACUGCGCCCUCGUGUUCCAGCGGCCCCCCCGCGCUCAACGCGCCUCGUGCCAGCGGACCCCGCUCAGUGCCCCUUGCUCGAAUCGGGACGACCUUGACCUCCACGUCAGCAGCGACCACCAGCGCCAGCGUGUGACGACCGCCUCCAAGGCCUGUGUCCCGCCUGAUGUCGAGUGCCACUGCAGAGCAGACCGCGGAGACCAGGAGACCGCCCAGGAGACCCAGGCGGCCGGCGGCUCGAACUGGGGCGGGACGGCAGGGUCGGAGAGACGCAGCGCUGGACCGAGGCAUCCGUGUCAGCUGUGCGGCAAGACCUUCCUCCGGCGGGGGCAGCUUCUGCUACACCUGGAGUCGCACUCAGUGGUCCGUCCGUUCGCCUGCACGCUGUGCGACAAGUCGUUCAAGUCCAAGUCGUACCUGACGGUGCACACGCGGAAGCAUUCCGACGAAAGUCCGUUCGCCUGUUCACACUGCGACAAGGCCUUCAAGACGCAGGCCAGUCUGACCCUGCACAUGCGUAUCCACACGGGCAAACCGUACGCGUGCGAGCUCUGUGGCCUGCGCUUCAGUCAGAAGUGCACCAUGACCCUGCACGCGCGCACGCACACGGGCGAGAAGCUUUUCGAUUGCGCCGUGUGCAGCAAGUCCUUCGGCAGGAAAGCGGCGCUUUUACUGCACGCGUGGACACACGUGGACCAGAAGCCACUGGGCUGUGAUACGUGCGGCAAGACGUACAUCCGCCGCGACCACCUGACCGCGCACAUGCACUCGCAUGCGAGCGUGAAGCCCUUCAGCUGCAAGACGUGUGACAAGACGUUUGGCCGGCGUGACCACCUGGCCAACCACGUGCUCACGCACGUCGGCGACAGGCUCUUCGGCUGCGACGCGUGCGGGAAGAAGUUCAAAAGCCGCGGCACACUGGCCGUUCAUGGCCGCGUGCAUGCGGCAAAGAAGAGGUUCGGUUGCCGGACUUGCGGCGAGAUGUUCCGCUUUAAGAAGACGCUCAAGGCGCACAGGGCGACCGGGUGCUGAGAGGCAAGCAGGCAGCUGGACUGUCGGCUCCUGUCGCCUCCCGAGCGUCAGGGCUUGUCCGGCGUCGCUCGCCGCUGAAGGCUGC